This is a messenger RNA of Alternaria burnsii, 1317 nucleotides long. Its product is annotated as glycoside hydrolase family 5 protein. The transcript is spliced from 2 exons. Gene Ontology annotation, molecular function: beta-glucosidase activity. Gene Ontology annotation, cellular component: cell surface; extracellular region. The record is from RefSeq and is a predicted model, not a curated record. Lineage: Eukaryota; Fungi; Ascomycota; Dothideomycetes; Pleosporales; Pleosporaceae. The coding region runs from base 1 to 1317 and encodes 438 amino acids. Gene Ontology annotation, biological process: glucan catabolic process.
AUGAAGAGUUCAACUCUUCUAACCUGUCUGUUUGCAGCCGGUGUCCAGGCCUGGAUGCCUGCGGACCGCGAACUUCCAGCCUUCAACCGCACCAGCAACUAUUUGAGCAAACGUGCCCAUUCACUUCCGAGUUGGAAGAUUCGUGGAGUCAACCUUGGCGGUUGGCUACUGUCAGAGCCAUGGAUGAUGAGCCAAGAGUGGUCAGACAUGGGCUGUGGUGACUCCUGCUCCGAAUUUGACUGUGUCAAUAAGCUUGGCCAGUCUCAAGCAAACACUGCUUUCAACGGUCAUUACUCUCGCUGGAUUACUCCAAGCAUGAUACAAGAUAUCCAUAAUGCUGGUCUGAACACCAUUCGUAUUCCAAUCGGAUACUGGAGUCUUCACAGCCUCGUAGGCAGCGGCGAGCACUUCCCUGAGAUGGAUCUGAAGUACCUUGAUGCCGUUAUCCAGAAAGCUGCGGAUCUGGGUAUGUUCGUGGUCAUUGACCUACACGGUGCACCUGGUUCGCAAAAGGUGGGCGAUGCGUUCACUGGACAGUGUCUUCCUGAAGCAUACCUUCCAGGCUUCUUCUCCCAAGCCAAUUACGACCGCGCUACAAAGUGGCUCGACUGGAUGACCAAACGCAUUCAUAACACUCCUUCAUAUAGAGCCACUGUUGGUAUCAUCGAGGUCGUCAACGAGCCGCAGACCUCACGUGACAAAGGUGGUAUGCCACAGGCUGAGAAAGAUACCUUGACACAAAAAUACUACCCACAAGCUCUUGCUGCCGUGCGCAACGCUGAGAAUUCCUUGGGUAUCUCUGAUGACCAACGCCUUCACGUCCAAUUUAUGGAUUCACAAUGGGGUGCCGGCAAUCCCAAGUCCAACCUCCCAUCAGACUCCAAGAUAAUCUUUGAUGAUCACAACUACGUCGGUGGAGCGGUGACCUCCAACAAUCCUAGCGCCACCCAAGGUGACUACAUGUACUACACGUGCUACACGGACAACCGCCAGACCGAUGGCGAUAACCCCAAGAUCGUGCAAGAAUGGAGUCUUACCGUUGCCAACGAGUACACCACCGAAUUUGAUUGGAAGAACGAUAACAACAUUCCGUUCUACAAGCAGUGGUUCAUCGCUCAACAGAGACUCUAUGAGAAGACCAACGGCUGGAUCUUCUGGACAUGGAGGACACAACUCAAUGAUCCACGAUGGGAUUACAGUUACCUGGUCUACAAGCAAUGGGUUCCGACCUCCGCGGCAGGACUGGACGCUAGUGCAAACCAAGACGUCUGCAAGACAUACUUUGGCAAAAAAAGGAGGUCAUGGGGAAGAAAUUAG